UUAUAAUGAUGAUGACAGGUUUCAGUGAUGAUGGGGUGAUGAUUAUAAUGUUGAUGACAGGUUUAAGUGAUGAUGGGGUGAUGAUUAUAAUGUUGAUGACAGGUUUAAGUGAUGAUGGGGUGAUGAUUAUAAGGACAGGUUUAAGUGAUGAUGGGGUGAUGAUUAUAAUGUUGAUGACAUGUUUAAGUGAUGAUGGGGUGAUGAUUAUAAUGUUGAUGACAGGUUUAAGUGAUGAUGGGGUGAUGAUUAUAAUGUUGAUGACAGGUUUAAGUGAUGAUGGGGUGAUGAUUAUAAUGUUGAUGACAUGUUUAAGUGAUGAUGGGAUGAUGAUUAUAAUGUUGAUGACAGGUUUAAGUGAUGAUGGGAUGAUGAUUAUAAUGUGCAUGACAGGUUUACGUGAUGAUGGGAUGAUGAUUAUAAUGUGGAUGACAGGUUUAAGUGAUGAUGGGAUGAUGAUUAUAAUGUGGGUGACAGGUUUAUGUGAUGAUGAGGGUGAUGGAUAUAAUGAUGAUGGCAGAUUUAAGUGGUGAUAAGGAGGAUGAUCAAGAUUGGUGAAAGUGAUUAGAGUGAUGAUAGAUUAUCGUAAUGGUGAUGAGGAUGAAAAUAGUUUAAAGUGAUGAUGAGGGUGAUGAUUAUAAUGAUAAUGAAGAUGAUGAGAUGAAAUUAGAUUAAAGUGAUGAUUAUGAUGGUGACAGGUCACAGUGAUGAGGAUGAUAUUCAAAAUAAGUUAACAUAACGAUGAUGAUGAUGAUGAUGAUAGUGAUGAUGAUGAGGAGAAGGAUGAUGAAGAUGGCUUAUAUAAAUCCCCGUCUCAGGUUUAGUUGUUGCUCUCGGACAGACUCCCCCUCCGCGCGCUCUGCAGACCAAUAGGACGUCGUGCGCGCGACACGAUGGUUAAGCUCGCGCUGAAGCGGCAGAACGCGCAUCAUCAGUGAGAAGCGGCGGGAUGGAGAAAGAGCCGCGCGCGCGCGCGAGAGAGAGAAACAAAGAGAGAGAGAGGGAUUUUAUUCUGGAGCUCCAUCUAUUGAGGUCUUCCUGACUUGCCUCCAGAUACAGUAGACUGGAAAACUGAUGUCCGUCACUUCCGCACCUGCUGACCAUCCAGUGAUAGACCUUGUGGCCUCUUUCCUGGGCAAGAUGAGCAGAGCUCCGCUGCUGGACUAUGAGCUCCAGUCCGUGGGUCCAGCUGCAGGCUCUGGAGCCACAGCUGGGCUUCCUCUGGCCUCAGACACAGAGCAGAGCACUGCCCUGUGCUUUGUCGGCCUUCUGCUGCUCAUCCUGGUCUUCCUGUUGGUGCGCUGCUUCCGGAUCCUGCUGGACCCUUACAGCAGCAUGCCAGCCUCCACCUGGAGGGAUCACAAAGACCGACUGGAAAGAGGACAGUUUGAAAGUGCUAUGGUGUAAUAUGUAAUAAACAACAGCUGCUAAACUGAAAAAAAAAGUUCAUUCUCGCAGUGGUCAGGCAUGGAGAUCUAAUUCUUAGUGACCUGCCUGUUGAUUUGGGGCAAAUGUUUUAGUGAGACACAAUUAAAGGAGUAGCUUAGUCAAAAAUAUUAAUGUUGCUAGCAGUGAAUGAAAUCUAAUAGUUAGAAUUUAACAUUAUAGAAACGGCAUCAUGCUAGCUGGUAGCUUAAGACACAAUUAGCCACAGUAGCUAGCAUUAUAGACAAUGCAUCAUUGUAAGUGAUGGCUACUAUCUUGUAUUCAGAGCUAACUAGCAUUAUGGAAAUGACAUGAAACUAACUCCUGGCUAAUAGCUUGUAUUCACAGCUAGCCACAGAAGCUAGCAUUGUGGCUACUAUCUUGUAUUCAGAGUUAGCUAGCAUUAUGGAAAUUACAUGAACUAACUUCUGGCUAAUAGCUAUCACAGUUAGCCACCGAAGCUAGCAUUGUGGGAAUUACAUCAUGCCAGUUAACUAAAGUAGCUAGUAUUUUGGAAAUGCCAUUGACUGGUAGCUCCUUGUUUUCAUAGUUAGCGUGUUAGCAUGUUUGGUCAAGCUAUUUCUUUAAAUGAAAGGUGGCUGACAUUGGGGAUUCUCCUGAACCCAUUCUGUUGGAAGUGGUCACUUGUUUGCUUUUUAAUAUGCAAAUGAUAUUCAAACUGUAUUGAAAUCCAUAGGAGGAUACUGAGCCAGAUGGUGUGGCAGACAGAGAUUGUGUACAUAAUUCAGAUAUUAGGUUUCCAGGGUUUUCACCAUUUUCUACAUGUUUAUAUUGAUGUUAAAUCAAACUUUUAUUGCAUAAUAAAUUUAUAAUCCCAAAAAGUUGCAUGUGUGUACUACACAGACUUUCAGUGCAGACUUUACUCCUGUAGUUGUUCGUGGACUUCUAGCUGAUUACCUGAUUAGGGCAUUAUGUACACAUUUUUGGACCUGUUGUACUCAAUGAUGACUUUCGUGACAAACUUCAUUGUCAAAUUGAUUUCCGAAUGUUUCUUUUACUGUAAACUUUAUGGUUUUCCUAUGUAGGCUCUAUGUUUUGUACUGAUUGUUCUUCAGUGUUCUUCAUCACCUGAUGUUGAUCAGUGAUGUUGAUCAUAACCUCAGAUGUUGUGCCUUUACACGUGUCAGAACACUUUAUUUUUUAUACAAGAACUUCUACAGCUCUUUUUAGCACUUUCCUGCUGUUGUAUGGCUAACAAAUGGACUGGUCUGAGUUUCUGCACAUUUGGGCAUUGAACUCUACGUUACAUAGCUGAUUUCAUAAACUUGUGAUGAGUUGGUGGACUUUUCCCUGUGUGUUGUCUCUACAGUAUUUGAUUGAGGAAUUGGUCAGUAAACUUCUUCCUUUGUCACACAUAUUAAUCACUGUAGAUGUCUUUACAAACCACAUACAAAUGCUGACCUUGCUGACCAAUGUCUACCUUGUAGCUAAUCUUUUUCAAAGCACAAUCUGUAUUAGUCAUCCUCUAGCCCAGAGGUGCCCAAACUUUCUGUCUUGGAGGCCAAAUUUUGAUGUUUGCUGUGGGCCGAGGUAAAACAGCCUGCUGGCAAUUUAUUAGCUUUAGGCUUUUGCAAUGCCUUUAAAUUCAGUGAAAAAACGUUCUUCACGUUCUUCAUUAACAGGGUAAAUAGAAAUAGAGGACAGAAUCUCAAAGAUAUAUAUAUAUA
Messenger RNA from Colossoma macropomum (tambaqui), 3110 nucleotides. Its product is annotated as cortexin-1. Lineage: Eukaryota; Metazoa; Chordata; Actinopteri; Characiformes; Serrasalmidae. The record is from RefSeq and is a predicted model, not a curated record. The transcript has 2 exons. Bases 1072 to 1404 code for a protein of 110 amino acids.